AUGGACUCCUGCCGCUCCUCGAAUUCUCUAGCGUCGAGGAGCUCCCUGACGCUGGGGGAGUUAGCCUGCGCGGCGCUGUUCCCGGUGCUCGCCGUGGUCGACGCGGUCCUGCUCGCGGCCUCGCGGUGCUUCCAGAAGAGCCCGCCCAGGCUGCUGCCUGCGCUCGACAUAUGCGCGCGCCUCCGGGCCGGCAGACGUCUCACCUUCCGUGAGCUAGCCGAGCUCGCCGACGAGUCCCGCUGCUUUUCGGUGAACGAGGUGGAGGCGCUGUACGAGCUGUACAAGAAGAUCAGCUGCUCCAUCAUCGACGACGGGCUGAUCCAUAAGGAGGAGCUGCAGUUGGCAUUAUUCAAGACACCAUUUGGGAAAAAUAUUUUUCUAGAUAGAGUUUUUGAUCUUUUUGAUGAAAAGAAAAAUUCUGUUAUUGAAUUUGAUGAGUUUAUCCAUGCAAUAAGUGUCUUUCAUCCAAAUGCUCCUCUUGAAGACAAAAUUGAUUUUUCAUUCAGAUUGUAUGACUUGAGGCAAACUGGUUUCAUCGAGCGUGAAGAGACAUUUGAUGGGACACAGUUGAGCUGUCUGAUAAGUGACAACGAGGAUUAG
Messenger RNA from Miscanthus lutarioriparius, 600 nucleotides. Lineage: Eukaryota; Viridiplantae; Streptophyta; Magnoliopsida; Poales; Poaceae. The record is from the annotation of a GenBank genome assembly.